Messenger RNA from Panicum virgatum (switchgrass), 402 nucleotides. RefSeq lists its product as uncharacterized. The record is from RefSeq and is a predicted model, not a curated record. Bases 1 to 402 code for a protein of 133 amino acids. The transcript has a single exon. Lineage: Eukaryota; Viridiplantae; Streptophyta; Magnoliopsida; Poales; Poaceae.
AUGUCCGUCCAUGAGUACGCCCAAGCCCUGAAGAAGGCCACCGAUGCACUUCGAGACGUUGACAAGCCCGUCGCUGACUCUGAGAUGGUGCUGGCCCUUCUCGCCGGCGCUGAUCCUCGCUACAGCACCACUGGAGAAAUCAUCGCAGGCGAGGCGGGCAUGACCUUCGUCAAGGCCGUCGAUCGCCUCGCCCUCCAGGAGCUGCGCCAGGCAAAUCAGGCCAAGAUGCCCGCCUCCUCUGCUUUGGUCGCCUCUUCUUCGACUGGGUGCAGUUCCUCCUGCCAGUCUGUGUCAUCCUCGACCUCCGUAAUGCAGCCACGCCCCAAUCAGCAACAGCAGCAAGGUGGCCAGCAGCAGCAACGUCGCCGUAGGGGCAGGCGGUCCAACGGCGGCCAACAGUAG